Molecule: messenger RNA, 1296 nt
Organism: Eptesicus fuscus (big brown bat)
Lineage: Eukaryota; Metazoa; Chordata; Mammalia; Chiroptera; Vespertilionidae
Gene: NPTX2
Product: neuronal pentraxin 2
Exons: 5
Coding region: 1-1296 (431 amino acids)
Source: RefSeq, a predicted model, not a curated record
AUGCUGGCGCUGCUGGUUGCCGGGGUGGCGCUCGCCGUGGCCGCCGCGGCGCAGGAUGUCCCGGCGCCCGGCAGCCGCUUCGUGUGCACGGCGCUACCCCCGGAGGCGACGCGCGCCGGCUGCCCGCUGCCCGCGAUGCCCGCGCCGGGCGGCGCGCUGAGCCCCGAGGAGGAGCUGCGCGCGGCGGUGCUGCAGCUGCGGGAGACGGUCGUGCAGCAGAAGGAGACGCUGGGCGCGCAGCGCGAGGCCAUCCGCGAGCUCACGGCCAAGCUGGCGCGCUGCGAGGGGCUGGCGGGCGCCAAGGCGCCGGGCCGCGCGGCCACGGGCAAGGACACCAUGGGCGACCUGCCGCGGGACCCCGGGCACAUGGUGGAGCAGCUCAGCCGCUCGCUGCAGACCCUCAAGGACCGUCUGGAGAGCCUCGAGCACCAGCUCCGAGGGAACGUGUCUAGCGCCGCGUUGCCCGGCGACUUCCGAGAGGCGCUCCAGCGGCGGCUGGGGGAGCUGGAGAGGCAGCUGCUGCGCAAGGUCGCGGAGCUGGAGGACGAGAAGUCCCUGCUGCACAACGAGACCUCGGCGCACCGGCAGAAGACCGAGAGCGCCCUGAACGCGCUGCUGCAGAGGGUGAGCGAGCUGGAGCGAGGCAACAGUGCGUUCAAGUCGCCCGAUGCAUUCAAAGUGUCCCUCCCCCUCCGCACAAACUACCUGUACGGCAAGAUCAAGAAGACGCUGCCCGAGCUGUACGCCUUCACCAUCUGCCUGUGGCUGCGGUCCAGCGCCUCGCCCGGCAUCGGCACCCCGUUCUCCUACGCGGUGCCCGGGCAGGCCAACGAGAUCGUGCUGAUCGAGUGGGGCAACAACCCCAUCGAGCUGCUCAUCAACGACAAGGUUGCACAGCUGCCCCUGUUCGUCAGUGAUGGCAAGUGGCACCACAUCUGCGUCACCUGGACCACGCGGGACGGCAUGUGGGCGGCCUUCCAGGACGGGGAGAAGCUGGGCACCGGGGAGAACCUGGCCCCCUGGCACCCCAUCAAGCCGGGGGGCGUGCUGAUCCUCGGGCAGGAGCAGGACACCAUUGGGGGCCGGUUUGACGCCACCCAGGCGUUUGUGGGGGAGCUCAGCCAGUUCAACAUCUGGGACCGCGUCCUUCGCGCCCAGGAGAUAGUCAACAUCGCCAACUGCUCCACCAACAUGCCGGGCAACGUCAUCCCCUGGGUGGACAGCAACGUCGACGUGUUCGGAGGGGCCUCCAAGUGGCCGGCCGAGACCUGUGAGGAGCGCCUGCUGGACUUGUAG